AUGACCAUGUCCAGACUCCUAUCUCUGGCAUUACUGCUAGUAUCAGCCACGGCUAUCGAUCCUCCGAGGCAACCGCAUCAACCACUUGGAGGAGGCGACAGGCGUCUAACGUACAACGAGACUACACCAACUGCCCGCAACACCGCCACUUCUCAGUCAGUAUCCUGGAUCUCAGGAGACGAAGAUGGCCAAUACGUCCUGGUCUCUGGGGGCGCACUGGUCUUCAGAAGCAUAGCUAGUGGCGCCAACAGCACGUUCGUAGCUGCCGACAAAGUGCCUGCAGACUACCAUGCAUACACCAUCAGUCCUGAUCAGCAGCGAGUGCUGUGGGCGACCAACUACACCAAGCAGUAUCGCCAUUCCUACUUCGCCAACUACCUCAUUCAGGAUGUUGAAACUGGGGAUACUACACCACUCGUGGAUGACCAGGUCGGCGACAUUCAGUAUGCCGAGUUUGCACCCGCGGGGAAUGCUAUCGCCUUUGUGAGGGGCAACAACAUGUUCAUCAACAACAACGGCGAGAUCACGCAGGUGACAUCUGAUGGCGGACCAGACCUAUUCCACGGAGUACCUGACUGGGUCUACGAAGAAGAGAUCUUCGGAGAUCGCAAGACAUUCUGGUUCAGCCCGGAUGCAGAAUACAUCGCCUUCCUGAGCAUGAACGAGACAGGCGUGGAGACUUUCACGAUCCCAUACUACAUGAACGACCAGGAAGUGGCACCGCAAUACCCUCGUGAAUUGGACCUUCGCUACCCAAAAGUCGGAUCGACCAACCCAACAGUUGACUUCAACAUGCUCGAGGUGGCGUCAAACACUAUUCGCAACGUCCCGAUCACUGCGUUCGAACGUGACGACCAGGUAGUUGGAGAAGUUGCGUGGGUUACUGAGGAUCAUUCAGCUGUCAUCUACCGCGUGUUCAAUCGUGUGCAAGAUCUAGACAAGCAUGUAUUGGUCGAUCCCGUUGCAGGAACCUCGCAGGUUGUCCGCGAGCGAGACGGCACCGAUGGCUGGCUCGACAACACGCUGGCGAUACAAUACAUCGGAGCGAUUGGAGGCAGUGGUAAUGCCACGAACGGGACUUACCAGAACGCAACUACAUCUACCGAUGCCUACUACGUAGAUGAGUCCGACGAGAGCGGCUGGAUGCACAUCUACCUCCACUCUGUCACAGGCGGCGAAGCCAAAGCCCUUACGUCUGGAGAGUGGGAAGUUACCUCAAUCCUCAAAGUCGACACAACCCGCCAAUUGAUCUACUAUCUUUCCACCGAACACCACAGCACGGAACGCCAUCUCUACUCCAUCAACUACUUCACUGGCGAGAAGACGGCCCUCGUAGACGACUCAGUCCCCGCCUACUGGUCCGCCUCCUUCUCCUCAAAAGGCGACUACUACAUCCUCUCCUACCAAGGCCCCGACGUCCCCUACCAAGAAGUCUACAGCGUCAACUCCACCACCUCCCCCCUUACUGUCUUAACUUCCAACGCCGGCUUGGUAGCCAACAUCAGCACCCUCGCCCUCCCAAACAUAACCUACUUCGAGCUCCCCCACCCCGACGGCUACAGCCUAAACGUAAUGCAACGCCUCCCGCCCAACUUCGACCCCACCAAAAAGUACCCAGUCCUCUUCACGCCCUACGGCGGCCCAGGUGCCCAGGAGGUCUCCAAAUCCUUCAAAACUCUGACCUGGCGCGCCUACAUCUCCUCAGACCCCGAACUCGAAUACAUCACCUACACGAUCGACAACCGCGGCACAGGCUACAAAGGUCGCGCCUUCCGCAGCACCGUUACCGGCCACCUCGGCCGCUUGGAGCCCCUGGACCAAAUCUGGGCAGCGGAACAACUCAUGGCCCAGAACUCCUUCAUCGACGCCGAGAAAGUGGGCAUGUGGGGCUGGUCUUUCGGUGGGUACUUGACCGCCAAAGUCCUCGAGCAAAACUCCAACGUCUUCUCCCUCGGCCUCAUCACGGCGCCCGUCUCCGACUGGCGUUUCUACGACUCCAUGUAUACGGAGCGCUACAUGAAGCGGCUAGAAGACAACGAGGCGGGCUACAACGAGACUGCCGUGCGGGACGUGGAUGGGUUUAAGAAUGUCCGAGGCGGGUUUGCGGUUAUGCAUGGGACGGGGGAUGAUAAUGUGCAUUAUCAGAAUUCUGCUGCGUUGGUGGAUUUGUUGGUGGGGGGUGGGGUGGGGCCGCAGAAGAUGGAGAUGGUGGCGUUUACGGAUAGUGAUCAUGGGAUUGUGUAUAAUGGGGCCAGGGCGUGGAUUUAUCGGUUUUUGACGGGGAGGUUGUGGGAGGAGAGGGAGAGGGAGAGUGGGGGGUUGGUUGUGCAGCAUCAGUGGAGUAGGAGGGAGGUUGUUGUUUGA
Fulvia fulva is the source of this 2364-nucleotide messenger RNA. RefSeq names its product putative dipeptidyl peptidase 4. The record is from RefSeq and is a predicted model, not a curated record. Lineage: Eukaryota; Fungi; Ascomycota; Dothideomycetes; Mycosphaerellales; Mycosphaerellaceae. The coding region runs from base 1 to 2364 and encodes 787 amino acids. Gene Ontology annotation, biological process: proteolysis. The transcript has 2 exons. Gene Ontology annotation, molecular function: dipeptidyl-peptidase activity; serine-type peptidase activity.